AUGAGCACCGCAAGCCUCCUCCCGCCCGGGCCCAUCCCUGGGCACAAGGCCGUGGAGACUCUGGCAGCCAAGCUGCGCAGAAGGCAAGUUGUGGGCUCGCGCGGCGCAGCCCUCGAGACCGUCCUCGUCCUCCGCCAAGUCGUUUCGAAGGCCCGCUUUUCAAAUAUCCAGCAACUCAUCGCGAUCAUCCGCGAGGUCGGCCGGAGGCUCGUAGCUGCACAGCCAAAGGAACAUACCGUUGGAAACACGGUCCGGCGCGUCCUUCACAACAUCAGGGAGGAGUAUAACUCUGCGACGAAAGAAAACCCCUCCACCCGGAACGUGUACACCAUCAGCAAGUUCGUCCUCCAGGGCCAGCCGCGCAAACAGACCACAUAUGCAACCAAGUCGGAGGCGACAGGUACCCUUAAAGAGGAUGACCCCGAUGACCCUGAUUCCUUUGCGCGAGGGCUCAAGCCCGUCCUGAUGGAGGCGAUCCAGGAUGUUCUGGACGAGCUCGAGACUGUCUACGACAACGUCUCAAAGAAUGCCAAGGACCACAUCCACUCCGACGAAAUUAUCCUCACCAUCGGGCACUCCAAGACCGUCGAGGCCUUCCUCCGCUCUGCCGGUCACUACCGCAACUACACCGCGAUCGUCGCCGAGACCGCACCUUCCUACCAAGGGCACGACAUGGCCCGCGCACUGUCCGCGGCCGGCAUCUCGACCUACCUCGUCCCGGACUCGUCCAUCUACGCCAUCCUCUCCCGGGUGAACAAGCUGAUCCUCGGCGCGCACGCCAUCCUCGCCAACGGCGGCAUGGUCACGAUCGCCGGCUCGCUGCUCGCCGCGACUGCCGCGCGCGCGCACUCGACCCCGGUCGUCGUCUGCGCCGGGCAGUUCAAACUCACCCCGCUCUGGAACCUCUACCACGACUACGGUGCGCUCGACUUCGCGGACCCGAGCGCGGUGCUUGGCUUCGAGGAGGGCAAGCUCGUCGAGCGCGUCGACGUCGUCAACCCGUACUACGACUACGUCGGCCCGGAGCUGGUCGACGUCUUCAUCACCAACGACGGCGACCACCCGCCGUCGUCGGUCUACAGGCUGAUCAAGGAAACGUACGACGACGAAGACCACGAGCUUUAA
Epithele typhae is the source of this 1125-nucleotide messenger RNA. RefSeq names its product eukaryotic translation initiation factor 2B beta subunit. The record is from RefSeq and is a predicted model, not a curated record. Gene Ontology annotation, cellular component: eukaryotic translation initiation factor 2B complex. Lineage: Eukaryota; Fungi; Basidiomycota; Agaricomycetes; Polyporales; Epitheliaceae. Gene Ontology annotation, biological process: translational initiation. The transcript is spliced from 5 exons. Bases 1 to 1125 code for a protein of 374 amino acids. Gene Ontology annotation, molecular function: translation initiation factor activity; guanyl-nucleotide exchange factor activity.